Leptinotarsa decemlineata (Colorado potato beetle) is the source of this 3167-nucleotide messenger RNA. RefSeq names its product RAD50 interactor 1. Lineage: Eukaryota; Metazoa; Arthropoda; Insecta; Coleoptera; Chrysomelidae. The record is from RefSeq and is a predicted model, not a curated record. Gene Ontology annotation, cellular component: Dsl1/NZR complex. Gene Ontology annotation, biological process: retrograde vesicle-mediated transport, Golgi to endoplasmic reticulum; regulation of ER to Golgi vesicle-mediated transport; endoplasmic reticulum to Golgi vesicle-mediated transport.
UGUAGUUGUGUACUCUUUGAUCAUACAACUUCUUGAUUACUGCGUUACAGAAUGUGACGAAUCCAACCCCAAAAUUUUCACAUGGAAAUAUGCAACACGUAAAACAUCGUGACAUAUCUGACGUUAAAUGUUAGAGUGACGUAAAUACCAGGACGUGAAUUUUUUCAUCUUUUUUUGUUGUUGGAGUCAAAGUUCUCUUUUCAAUGGUCAAUCCAUAUUCAUUAUGACGUCACUGCUCUAACCUCACAAAUAAUUUAAGGUUCAAAUAAAUGUCAUUAGGUACAAACUAAAUAUUUUAGGAGGUUGUCGCUUUUUCAGUAUUUUCUAGAAAAAAAAUAUUGAAAAAUUUGGCGUCCCAAUGAGUGGUUAUGCCAACUCACUACUAUACCAAAAAAAAUGUUAUUUUCAACUGAGAUUAAACGAAAAGUUAUUGAAGAGUUGAACGAAAAAUAUGGAGAUGAGUUAUUGGAUAUUCAAAAAUGUACCAAGUUACGAAAUUAUUUUUUUAGAGAAAAAAAUUCAAUUCAGAACCAGAUUGAAAUUUCCAAUACUGACUGUAUAAUUGGUAAAACAAUUAAGGAUGCUGAGAAAGUUGUUGAAAAAGCUGAAGAUGUCAUAACUAGAUCUAAAGAUAUAAUGUUGUUAAUAAAGGAAGAUUUGGAAGCUGUUGAAGAAGUUAGAAGAAAUAUUAAAAGAUACUUUGACAAAUUAACCAGAUUGCAAUGUACUUUACAAUAUAUGAGAGUCCUACAACAUAUUGAAGGCCUAAGCGAAGCUCUACAGAGAGAAGCAGGAAGAGCUGAUGAUGAAAAAUGUGCAACACUUUUUGCAAAUUUGACUGAAAUAAGUAGAAACUUAACAAAAUUUGACGGUGUCCACUUGAAAGAUCAUUUAAAAGAAAACAUACAUUAUUGGCAUGAUAUUCUAAAAGAAAAACUCGCUAAAGAUUUUGGAGAGGUUUUAGCUGCAAUAAAGUGGCCAUUUGUGAGUGCGAAUUUUUCCCUUGUCAUUCCCUUACCACAUCUUAUUCAGAAACUACAAACAUUAACAGAAUAUUUGCUACAAAUAGAAUUACCAAGUGAGAGUAGCACACCGAUUGUAACAUCGGGAUUACUAUCAGACUUUCCUCCUUUAUGUUUACCUAUACAUUUUUUGGUCCAACCUUUGAGGAAGAGGUUCAUUUACCAUUUUUAUGGAGCAAGACAGACCAAUAGGUUGGAUAAGCCGGAAUGGUAUUUUACACAAAUCUUGACUUGGGUAAGAGAUCAUAGAGAUUUUGUAGAUAAGUAUAUACAACCUGUGCUAGAGAAGCUGGGACUUCAUUAUACCAACGCCAAGUUAGAGUUGAUCAGAGGGCUUGUACAACUGGCGGUAGAAAAAUUACAUUCUGAUUUACCUAAUUUACAGUUUGAUGAUUUUACAUUUUCUCAUUCAAUUGAUGAAGCGCUUGGUUUUGACAGAGAAUUGAGAGAAACAUAUGAGUAUCCUUCAAAUCAGCCAAGUAUUCUAGCUGUACUCACACAGGCACCAGUGUUUGUUAAGUGGAUUGCCAUGGAAAAAAAAUAUGCAAUCGAUAAAAUGGAUGCCAUGCUUCCCCCAAAUUCCUUAGAUGCAUUUGAACCUCUCACGUCUGAUGUUGAAGAUUUGAAGAUAACCACCUGCGCUGAUGCCUUCAUAACUUUGUUGCAAACUAUAACGGAAAGAUAUGAAUCUUUAUCUCAGCCAGGUCAUAGACUGCAAUUUUUAGAGCUGCAGCUGGAACUAUUGGACGAUUUCAGGGUUAGAUUAUUGCAACUAGUUAAUGCAGAAGAGGGAAGCAUUAUUGAAUCUAAGAUACCAAGUAUCACUAAUAGUAUUUACUAUAUAGAAAAAGUCUUAGUUGAUUGGGGAACUAUGUUGCAUUAUUUGAAUUUGUAUUACUACAAAAGCCAACUAGAGACAGCGAAACACCCUCCUAGUCCUACUUUAGCUGAUUUUGAUGAGAGUCCCUUUACCGAUGUAGACACGGACACAGUAUUUGCAGAAACCCUGUCUCUCUAUAGGCAUAUGAGAAAGGAUCUUCUCCAUACGUUAGCUGAAACAGUUAUUGCUGAGGUUAAAAGUAGGAGUAAAAGCUAUCGAAGAGAAAGGUGGUCAGCUAUCAAGCUGGAGAAAGAGUUUCGUAGUCUGUCCCUAACACCCACAGCAUGUCCGAUGUUCGAAAUUUUAUCAAAACGUCUCCAUCAGCUGCAGAAGGGUUUGCAAAGUAAAUUAUUUACAUUCGUCUGGCGUUCAAUUGCAAAACAACUAGACACAUAUUUGUUUGAUGAUUUGGUGCUUGACAAUAGGUUCAGCGAAGGAGGUGCUUUACAAUUCAAAUUUGACAUCACCAGGAAUCUAAUUCCUCUGUUUUCCCAGUUCAGUGAGAGACCACAUAAUUACUUCACACAGAUCAUCGAAUCAUGCAAUCUAUUAAAUCUUAGUAAAGGUAGUGCAUUAUUGUUAAGAGAAACCAUUUUGGCUUUGGAAGGAGCAACUGGAGUAGAAGAUACUAGAGGUAAAGCUCUAAAGGAGAUAGGAGUUAGCUAUUUCACUCCAAAAAUGGCUGUGAGGAUAUUGAACCAAAGAACUGAUAUCACCAUAAAUAGGGUUUCGAUAGAUUAAUAGUUGAAUUAAUUCCAGAGAUUAUGAAAAUGUCUUUCUUCAAUCAUUCCAUCAGUUGUGAGAUUACGAUAAUGAAUUAUUGCCAUACAAAUUCUACAUAAUAUACGUUUCUUAGGUAGUGCCAAUUAUUUCAGAGUGCUACUCCUUAUACUUUGAAAGUUGGAGUGAAAAUAUUCAUUUUCACUUUAAUUAUCAAAUACCCCACAUCUCCAACUAACUAAGCAAUCAAGCUCUAAAAUUACUUUAAUUCUGAGGGAAAUGGGAACACUUUUGCAACUACAUUACAUUGUAAUAUCUUAAAUGGGCUACAUUUUAUAUUCUCAGUCAUAGUCUGCCUAUUGAAAAUAAGAUCAGUUGUAAUAUGAAUAAUUUUCAUGGUGAAUUGUAACCAAGGACUGAUGGCAUUUUUAGUCAAUAAAAUGAGAUGUUUUUAUAAAUACAUGUCAUAAUUUAUUUCAAAAGCAUUUUUAUACAUAUUAAGAGUAUUCAGGAAUGUGAUGAAGAAUAUAUUACUUUGUGCCUUA